GGUUCCAGCCGGUUGAGCAGCUUCUCCGUCUCCAUCCUGAACACACGACCACCAGAGGGACCGCAUGAGACGUUCUCCAUGUCACACCUCACAGCAGAUGCAAUCCAUUCAAGUUUUUGGUCAGACUUGUCAUAAAAAAACAUAAGUCAGAUGAGAAACGAGCCAUAUGAGUGUCUUAAGUGACGGAAAGUAUUUUUUGCAAUUCACUGGAGGAUUCACACAGGAUUCAAGACAUAUCCAUGGUCUAAAUGUUUUAAGUGUUUUGGAUCCUCUUCAACAUUGAUCGAUCCUCAGAGGACAACAAGAGAGAAGUCAUUUCAGUGUUCUGGAAGUGACAAUGGCUUUACAGUAAAGUCCAACCCAUGUAUACAUAAGAGGAGUAAUUUCAGAAGAUAUUUAAUGUUUGGAAUGUAAUAAAGGUUUUACAAUGGAGGCAAAACGUAUCACACACCAGAAGGUUCACACUGGAAAGAAGCCAUAUCAGUGUUCUGAAUGUGACAAAACUUUUUCAACCAAAGGAGAGCUUAUCAUACACGAGAGGGUUCACACUGGAGAGAAACCUUUUCGGUGUUCUGAAUGUGGCAAAACAUUUACACAGAAGGGUGGCCUUAACACACACAAGAUGAUUCACACUGGAAAGAGGCCAUAUCAGUGUUCAGAAUGUGACAAAGCUUUUAUACAGAAAGAUCAUUUUAUUGUACACAAGAUGACUCACACUGGAGAGAAGCCAUAUCAAUGUUCAGAAUGUGACAAAGCUUUUACAUCUAAGUCAUAUCUUAUCAGACACCAGAAGAUUCACACUGGAGAGAAGUCAUAUCAGUGUUCUGAAUGUGGCAAAGCUUUUACAACAAAGAGAGAGCUUAUCACACACCAGAGGGUUCACACUGGAGAGAGGCCGUAUCAGUGUUCUGAAUGUAACAAAGCUUAUAAAACAAAGUCAAACCUUAUCUUUCACCAGAUGAAUCACACGGGAAAGAAGCGGUAUGAGUGUUCUGAAUGUAAAAAAGCUUUCGCAGAGAAGAGAGAACUUAUCAGUCACCAGAUGAUUCACACUGGAGAGAGGCCCUAUGAGUGUUCUGAAUGUGACAAAGCUUAUACAGACAAGAAAGGGCUUAACAGACAUCAGAAAAUUCACAUUGAAGAGAAGCCAUAUGAGUGUUCUGAAUGUGACAAAGCUUUUACACAGAAGUCAUGUCUCAUCAGACACCGGAGAAUUCACACUGGAGAGAAGCUGUAUCAGUGUUCUGAAUGUGAUAAAGCUUUUACAGAGAGGCACACCCUUUUCCGACAUACAAGGGUCCACACCAGAGAGAAGCCAUAUAAAUGUUCUGAAUGUGGCAAAGCUUUUGCAUGUAAGUCAUAUCUUAUCACACACCAGAAGAUUCACACUGGAGAGAAGCUGUAUCAGUGUUCAGAAUGUGAUAAAGCUUUUAUAGUGAAGACAAGCCUUACCACACACCAGAGGGUUCACACUGGAGAGAAGCCAUAUCAAUGUUCUGAAUGUGACAAAGCUUUUACGAAUAAUGCCGGGCUAAUCCAUCACCAGAGGAUUCACACGCUUCAGCUGCAGUAAAGAAACUCUGGAAGAAGGGGGAGGAGCUAAGCUGCAAUGAAAGACUUCAGGGUGUUUUAUUAAUUUCACAGCUCAUGUCAUCUCACAGAUACUCAAAGUAUAUUGCUAUUGUGAAAUAAUAAAUAAAAUAAGUGAGCAAACAGGAAUGUGAUGGAUGGACACUUUAGUAUUUAUGUCUAUCGGGCACAACCUAGACUAUUCUACAUUUUGACAAUUUUUUGGGGCGGGCAACAAUGAACCUUAUUCCUUAUGAUUCUCAUCUGUACCUUUUUAUGUGGCUUUGUCUGAACAUGUAAUGCAUUUGUAUGAUUCGCUAACUGAGCUGUAUUCUCAAGUGUUUUCCUAAUUGCCUGAUCCUGAGCCAAUACAUGACCAACACUGCCUCAGUACAGGGAGACUGGGUAGCAGUCAAGCGACAUCUUGCCCAGACUCUGAAGCCUCAGUGGGAGAAUCCUUUCCAGGUUCUGCUGACAAUUGCUAUACCUGCCAAUCAUGAGGGCUCCAACUAAGCCCAUCUUAUACAUUUUAUUCCUCCCUUCUCAUGAUCAAGGCCUCCUGUCCAUCUUCCACCUCCUCUCAUGGAUGACAACUUUGCAGACAGGGACACCAACCAUGCCAAAGUCUCCAUUCCAUGAGAAAGCAACUUUAUCCCAGCUGGCUACUUGUGUUUUAUUCAGUUCUGAUGAAAGUCUAUAGGAUUCCAUCAGGUGAAGAUUGGAUCUCCUUAUUAUCUAGUUUUCCUGUCCGUCUAUUGGUCACCUCCAUAGACCAAUCAUACAGUACAGCUACAAGAAUUCUGAUCUCACAAAGAGUAUGUGGUCAUAUCCCUACAACUUCAUCUGGGGGACUGAAAUUUCCCUGAUUGGGGUUCUCUUUAUUGAGUGAAAAGAUCUUUUAUUUUUUGGUAGAAUUUUUUUUUGUGAAAACAUUUUUUUGACCCUAGAAGCAUUGUGUGAUGUUAAGUAUAACUAUGGGCAAAAUCAAUGAUGACAUAAAUGGUGCAAUCUGUCAUUAACCAUUUUAUUCCCCGAGACUUUCUCCCCCUAAACCCACCGAGUCACAGAGCGUUUUCUUUUUUUCAAUGUCUCAGUUCUGCACAUUAUGGCCCGGAUUCACAAAGAGUUACG
Rana temporaria (common frog) is the source of this 2700-nucleotide messenger RNA. RefSeq names its product zinc finger protein 84-like. The coding region runs from base 428 to 1573 and encodes 381 amino acids. The record is from RefSeq and is a predicted model, not a curated record. The transcript has 2 exons. Gene Ontology annotation, biological process: regulation of transcription by RNA polymerase II. Lineage: Eukaryota; Metazoa; Chordata; Amphibia; Anura; Ranidae. Gene Ontology annotation, molecular function: RNA polymerase II cis-regulatory region sequence-specific DNA binding; DNA-binding transcription factor activity, RNA polymerase II-specific.